AAUGCGGAAGUUUGGGCAGGAGCUACUGCCCGGACAGCGGACGUAGGGUGGAGUGUGGUCCAGCGGAGGGCAACAUGGAGUCUGGUUCUAGUGAGGAGAGAGAGCACGUGUUACCAAACCUGGAGCCACGGCACAGGGAGCUGGUUCCAACGCUGUGUGGUCCGAUCAAGCAAUGUUCAGAACUGUCCUGGUUAGAGAAGAGCUACAUCGCUAUGGCAAUCUUGUCUCUCCUGGUCGUCUUAGGCACCAAUAUUGCAAGUAUUGUACGUCAGAGCAAAGCUGAAGAGACACAAGUGGACUGGGAGGGUGUUGCCAUCUCAGGGAUACAGCUCAUUGGUGUAGUGUUCUGCAUUUACUAUGUGUUGCGUGGGGUGCUGCAGGAGAACCAACAGGAGCUGGGGGCCUUCGUUCUGUCCGUGUUGUUGGUCUUGGUCCGUUCCAUUGUGAACUUCAUUGUGGCUAGACCGGAGGAAAAGAAAACUGUGCAGGUCAAGUUUGGUUGCAGCAUGGCGUUCGGAAUAUUUCUGAUGUUUGUAAGUGUCGCCUACCUGAUGAAAAGACCCAAACUCAUGGCCUUCCGAGUAGGGGGGGCCCUGGAGAGUGAGCAGUCCCGCUACAUCACCCAGAACCUCUGCUUUUCCUUGGUCACCUUUGAUCUUCAGGUCCAGCUCUGCCUGUACAUUCUCCUGAUCGCAUUGCCUCCUCAUCUCUCUUUGUGUGACACCAUCAUCUUGGCAGUGGGUAUCCUCUGGGCAAUCAGCAAAGCUUUACUUGGCCUCAAAGCGAUUUUAAGAGAAAAGAAGCAUCUCAUCUGGAUAUUCCUGGUGCUGAAUCUCCCAGAGCUGGCCUACCUGGGUUAUCUGAUCUACCUGAUCACCAUCCUGUGGACACGCCUGGAAACCAAUGCCUGGAAAGCCGAUGGAAUAAUCGGGGUGGUCAUUGCUGUCAUUGUCAAAUCCGGCCUGUUCUUUUCAAUGCUCAGGGCCCCUGGCUGCUUCAGUGACCGAAUCCCUGAAAGAGAGUCUGCCUCGGCCAGCUCCCAUCCCUAGGCAGGGAGAUCGGAUCGUCAACGGUUCCCGACACCAACCACUUCAGUGUUCUGUGAGACAGGAUGCAAAGCAGGAGCCGUGAGCAGUGCACCCCAGACCCAGCGCUGGACGGUGGGAUUAGACUGGACUGACCCGCAUAGACACAGUGGGACAGACGGUGAAUGACUUGCUGCACUCUGUGGUCAGGGAGGGAUGUUUGUUACUGUAAAUUUCAUCCAAUGGUCACUGUGCACGUCUUUUUAUAUCUUUAUUUCUCUACCAAAACUUGGAAAUGAAUUUUUAACUGGUUAGUGGAGAUAACUGAGUUAUUACAGAAUAGAUAUAUUUUAUUAACUGGCUUGUAGCUAUUUUUCAGACUUUGAUACUGUUGCAAUGAAAUUCUCAGGGUUGUCAAAUUCAAU
Messenger RNA from Mobula hypostoma (lesser devil ray), 1450 nucleotides. RefSeq lists its product as uncharacterized. NCBI's taxonomy places the organism in Eukaryota, Metazoa, Chordata, Chondrichthyes, Myliobatiformes, Myliobatidae. The record is from RefSeq and is a predicted model, not a curated record. The transcript is spliced from 10 exons. Bases 75 to 1049 code for a protein of 324 amino acids.